Messenger RNA from Leptonychotes weddellii (Weddell seal), 1683 nucleotides. RefSeq names its product leukocyte-associated immunoglobulin-like receptor 1. Gene Ontology annotation, biological process: immune response-regulating signaling pathway. Gene Ontology annotation, cellular component: plasma membrane. NCBI's taxonomy places the organism in Eukaryota, Metazoa, Chordata, Mammalia, Carnivora, Phocidae. The record is from RefSeq and is a predicted model, not a curated record.
GAGCACAUUCUUCCCCUUUGUGGGAGACUGCGGAUGUAGAAACCCCAUGAUGUGCUGCAGUUGACACAUCCUGUCCCUUGUCAGUUGCAGGCUCUGUCUUUUCACCCAUCGGCUGCAGGGGUGUGCAGGCUGCAAGGGUCUGGGCAUGUCUCCCCAUUUGACCACCUUCCUGGCCCUUGCGCUCUGCCUGGGCCGAGUGCUCCAAGCACAGAAAGGGGUCCUGCCCAUGCCCUCCAUCUGGGCGGAGCCGGGCUCUGUGAUCCCGGGGCAGCCCGUGACCAUCGUGUGCCAGGGACCCACUGAGGCUGAGACAUUCCGCCUGGAGAAGGAGGGACAUGCCCUACACCCAGAUGUGCAGAACCCACAGCACGAGACGCAGGCCAGAUUCCUCAUCCCCGCGGCGAGUGAAGACGCUGCUGGGCUCUAUCGCUGCCUUUAUCAUAACGGUGUCACCUGGUCUAAACGCAGUGAGCCACUGCAGCUGGAGGUGACAGGGUUCCCAUGGGUGCUCAACGCACAGAUGCACCAGGCUGAGUGGGACAGACCCUGGGGGACUCCACCGAGCAUCAGUGCUUCUGUCCUGGUCACAGAGACACCCCACCCCCCCACACACGCCUACUCCUCAGCUGGAGACCCACAGAUGCACUGGGAGGACAGUAACAGUCCCGGCCUGUCAACAGAGCAUGUUUCUAUCCUCAUUGGGAUCUCUGUGGCCUUGUUCCUUUGUGUCCUCCUCCUGGUCCUCAUCUUCCUCUAUUAUCAGCACCAGAAAAAACACAUGCCCCCCAGCAGCAAAGGUGAAGAGCAGAGGCCCCAGGAGAGGGUUAGCCCGGCCGUUGACAUCCUAGAGAGGACACCAGAUCUGGCCACAGUCGACAGACUUCCUGAAAAGGACGGGGAAAUGCUUCACACCCCAACCCCUACUGCAGGAGGCCCCCCGGACGUGACAUAUGCUGAGCUGGACUACCGGAUCCUCACACAGAGGACGGCCCAAGCCGCGUCCCCGCGGUCCAUGGAGCCCACGGCUGAGUCCAGCACAUAUGCGGCCCUUGCCAGACACUGACUCCAGGCCCAGCUGGCCUCCACUCCUAGACACACAGGAAGCCAUUCCUGCAGACGCGUGAAGUGGCCAUUUGGAGGGCUUCCGGAUGGAAUCAUCCCUUUCUGGAAAGCCAUGCAGUCAGAUUUCCUGGAGGCAAGAACUGGCGUCAGGAGACCCCUAAUCAACAUCUAGGAGAUGCAUGAACCAUGGGGUCCCUCCUAAAAUCCACUAGGUCCUUGGAGAGAACGUGUAGCCCUUAUUUCCAAACACCCAGCUACAGACUCCAGACUCCUGGCAGUUUCCAGAGACUCAGCUAUAGUCACUUGGCUGUUUCCAGAGACCCAGCUAUGGUCUCCCAGUCACACAGGUGAUUCCAGAUGUGUCCCGUGUAUCCCUAACUGCCCCCAGAGGCUCUGAUUUAAUUGUCCACUCAGCUGACUCUAAAGGCCUUCCAGAGUUCCAAAGUUGACCUUGAACCUGGACUAUACGUGGGCAGCUGAUAGCUGAGACGCCGUUUUCUGGAUUAUGCUUCUCUUUGUUCAUCAGUAAAAGUUUUCACAGGCCCGCCCUGCAGUAGCCCUGCACGGGGAGCUUGGUCCCAGUCUCUGCUCAAAGCUCAGAGCAGGAAACAAGACAAAGAA